Messenger RNA from Haliotis rufescens (red abalone), 8232 nucleotides. RefSeq lists its product as uncharacterized. Bases 315 to 6854 code for a protein of 2179 amino acids. The record is from RefSeq and is a predicted model, not a curated record. Lineage: Eukaryota; Metazoa; Mollusca; Gastropoda; Lepetellida; Haliotidae. Gene Ontology annotation, molecular function: ubiquitin binding. The transcript is spliced from 16 exons.
AAUCUGCGCAAGUGUAUUGCGCAAAUGUGCGAACGUAAAUACUCAGGAACAAGAUGACAAUAUUGGUGUCGUGAGAAGAUAUCGUGUGAUAUAAUUCGCAACCAACAUCAGAAGACACACAUCCAUGAUGUUUAACCUAAUCUCAUCCAACCUUUCUUUAUUCAUGAGUUGUAUUCCUGUCAAUCUCUGUCCCCCGAUGUUUAUUAACGUAAACACUGCAGAUCACCUAUACUGAUUGCAAACACAUACUGAUAUAGAACUAGUUAUAUUCUUACACUUUCAGGUAUUGGAUAUAAAUAUAUAUCAAACAAAACAUGCCCAGAUCCACCAGGAAUCGUAGUUCAAGUCCACAGAAGAUGGCAACUCAAGCUGGAACUGACAACCUCAGUGAAACUAAAAGAAAGGAAAGAGACAAGCUCUACCAAGAGAUUCAGGAAAUGUUCCAAGAUACUAUUGAUCAUGAAGUGGUCCACCUAGUGUUAACGGAGUGUGAAUGGAGAGUCGAUGAAGCUAUCGAGACACUGUUUGCAAUGAGCCAGGAUGAACUAUCUGAGAGGAAAGUUGUGUCCAAAAGCACUGAUCUGGAUGUCAUAGCUUGCAGCCUUAUUGGAGAGGUCGAGAGUCACCACAAACCUCAUUCAACGAGUACUAUGGAAAAAAACCGAAUAACUAACAACAAUGAGCCUGUUUUACAACCGUUGGAAAACUUAGACCCUGUUGAGAUGGUAUUGAGUAGAAAUCUUUCUGAUCCACCAGAAAAGGAAACAGAAAAGUUAGUGCAGGACUUGCUGACAUCAGAAUCGUCAUCCUUCCCUGGGGAUAUGUCCAAUGUAGAGUAUCAGACUUAUGUGGACAUGUAUAAUGUUUAUGGCACAUAUGUCCCAGAGAUCAUGGAAUCAAUUAAAUUAAAAGAUGAACCUUUAAGAAAUUCACAAGAUAUAAAAUCAUCCCUUUCACAAUCUGACGAAGGUGAUUCUGUGAUUUCAUCACCUACAAGUGGAAUUUCAAACAUAGGUCUACUUGAUCCAAUAUGUUUACAGAAAAGUAAUAAAUGUCAUGGGAACAGAAACAGCUGUCCGUCAGAUAAGCUGUAUGUUGACACAGCCCCACAUACACUCAGCCUGUAUAGUAGUGACACUGUUAGCACAGGACACAAGGCUCUGCACACAUUGCUGGCAGAGGAUACCAAAAUUAGUCAAAUGGAUACAUUUGGUCCCUUGAAGGGGAAAAAGUCCAUUUUAGCUCAAGAUUCAGGAAAGGCGUCUUCCAAGGGAGGUAAUUCAAACACUCUAGGUCAUUUGCAGAAACAGUUGGCAAAAUCUGAUGUAAGUAUUGGUGCACUCACAGAUAAUGGUGACACAACAUUGAGAGACGGUGGUGAUGCAAGUGUGGGUGAAUCUGACCAAGACAUGUUUUCUGCAACACACAAUAAAACAGAGGACAAAGGACAUUCAGAUUUAAUUAGUAUGGCCCCCUUGUCAGUAGAAGCAGCUGUGUUUGUACCCAGGUUAGCAUCCACCCAACCUCCUCCAGGCCUCAGUCAGUGGGUCCCGGCCAGGCAGCUGGAAGGAAAUCCUAUCUUCAUGACCCCUAAAGGGCCGCAUCCACGAAGUCGCCUAUCACCCAAACAUUAUCCAAACAGAUCCCCAGGUUUACCCCAUUCAAGAUGGCAGAGGCCCAGCACUCAUCCCACUCAGCCAAAGCCCCUUCAGCCUCUAUCAUCUAUGGCAGCACAGAAUCCUUACAAGUUCUCAGGGUCAGUACUCCAGGCCAUUCCACCUCCUCCAUCAUCGGACCACUUUCCAACAAUGCCAGAGAGAAGCAUAGGACCAGUCCGUCAAGUACAAGGCAGCAAUGCAUCUCAGAUGAUCUACUCCAAGGCAGCAGCCAAACCGGUACCAACUCCAGACUGGGCAACACAGCCUACUUCACACUCCAUACCAGCCAGUAAUAACCAAGUGAUAUCCUGUGCUGAGCAGAUAGAGCAAGUGAAGACAUAUAUGGUCAAGGGGAGACAACUCCUGGUGAUCCUCAGGGGAUUACCGGGCAGCGGCAAGACAUACCUUGCUAGGGAGAUUGUGUUUGAGGGGGCCAUCUUGUCCACUGAUGACUACUUCCUGCACUGCGGAGAGUACCGGUACAACCAGGACCAGCUGACUGAAGCACACACCUGGAACAAGCAGAGAGCAUGUGAUGCUAUGGAGAGACAUGUGAGCCCUGUGAUCAUUGACAACACCAACACCAUGGACUGGGAGAUGGUGCCCUACGUCAAGAUGGCAGUGGCAAGAGGAUAUGAUGUAGAAGUGCUAGAACCCAGUACACCGUGGAAGUUUCACCCUAAAGUUCUAGCCAAGAGGAACAGCCAUGGUGUGGGUCGGGAUGCCAUCAGGAAGAUGAACCAGAGAUACCAGCACAAUGUCACAGCUGCAGGAUUGCUGGCCAGGAUCUCUCAACACAACAGCAUUAAAGAAUCUGCAGAUGCAAGAGAUGGCUCCCCUCUCAAGCCUCAGAAGGAAGGUGUGAAGACCAGUGUUCGACUGGUCCAGUAUGAUCUUUCGUCAGAGGAAGAACAAGAGGAUGUCAUGAAGGUGCCACCACAGGGGAAAGCACCAGUGUGUCUAACACCCAUGUCAAUCAAACAGGGCACCAUGCCAGCGACACCAAAAGUGCUCAAGUUGAACUUGAACAUAAAGAAGCCACUGACAAACAAGCAGGUCAAAGAGAGUGGAAGUGCACCAGGUUCCCCUAAAAAGAGGAAGAGGAAAAAGAGGAAAGCCAGUUCAUCCAAGUCUGAGGUGAUGCAGACGAUCGAGGAGAUUUUUCAGAGCUGUGGUGAGGGUGAGAUAGAUGAGGGUGAGAUCCAGGCACUGCUGUUCAUGAGUCCACUGUCGGAAGCAGAGAAACAGGACAUCCAAGUCUGGCUCCACGAGAAGCUUGAUAACAGGAAAACUAUAUGUUCUGUUCCCAUAAGGGAAGACCCAAAUGCCAAGGUUGUUGAGGACAUUCAGAAUGAGGGUUGUAUGAUGAAUAGCUGUGACAGUCUGGAGAAGGAGUUGAAUGACAUUGCGCCCACAGAGUUGACAGCUGCUGUGGUUAAGGCUAAAAGUGUUGUCACCACAUGCAGAGAGGGUGUUGGUAUUGAAAACAUGUCAGAUCUUAGAAAGCCAUCAUAUGAAGGGGAUGAUGAUGCUGAGGCAAGGAUGACGACACUAGAUGUUGAUGCCAGUGACAACUGUGACAAUGAACCUUGGUCACAGAAACACACGAGACCUAAACCGAGGAGAUGUCGUCCCAGAAGGAGAAGCCAAAAUCUUAGGGAAAAUGCUGACCAAAAUGAUUCCACCCUUGAGAAGGAAAAGGACUACACGACCGAAGCAGAAAUAUCUGAACAACAAACACAGUUUUCUAUAUCAAUGGAAGGUUUUAAAAGGGAUGAAAAAGAGGUAGAUGAAACUGAAACAGUGGAUGUCCUAGCUGUUUGGGGAGUACCAACACCAGAUGGAGAACAAUUCAACUCGAGCAACACUGGUGGAAGAAGCAAAGGAGAAACAACUGCAGAUGCAUCUAAAGUUGAAAUCUUUGAAGGAGUAAGAGCUGUUAACCAGGAAGUGAUCACUGAGGUUGAUGAAAUGACGUCAAGAGGUUUUGUAAGAGAAGAUGUUGAGGCAAUAGCAGAGGUCAAAAAGAAAGUGUCAGUAUCUGGUAGUGAUGGACAAAAGACAGGUGAUGGAAAUGAAGCUGUUCCUGCUGAAGUGACUGACAUUGAACACACAAAAUGUAUUGGCCAAUGUUUUGAGCCAAGCGAGAAGGUUGGAGAUACAUCUGAGGAUUCUGAGGAAGCUUUUGAAUCUUUUGAUUCAGAUGAAUUUGAGGUCAUAUGUGGGGAAACUGGCACAAAUAGAAAAUUAGCAUGUGACCAACGAGAUGAAAAAGGUAUCAACAAGGAAGAGAAACAUGAUGAUUCCUUCCUCAGCUUGUCCGUGAGUUCCAGAGAAGAAGAUGAUGGACUUAGAGCUGUGGAUACAUCUGUGGAUACAUCUGUGGCGGAUGAUGAAAUGGAAGUUGGGCAAGAGGACCACCAGCCUCUUGUCCAUGUAGUAUGUCAACAAAACGACAUCCAGGACUCUUGGUGUCAUCGACAAGAAACUAAAGAUGAAAAUGAGACUUCAAAUGAAACUGGAGCUUUUUAUCCAUGUGAACCAAAUGAAGAUUCACUAAUUGUCAAACUAGAAGACACUAGUACUGUUGCCAAGGUAGAUAUCGCAUGUGCGAGUAGCGAAGUAUCCAGGCUUAAGACUUGUAAUGAAAAAGGCAAUUUUGGAAAUAAUAAUAGUGAUGAGAAUGAUGACCCUGAUAAACAGCUGUGUGAAACCAUCACAGGUCAUUGUAACUCAACUAAUAUUGACAUGGCUCCAAUGUUAAAAGGAAAUAACACAAUAACUAUUCUCGGUGCAGAUCUCAAAAAGUCUCAUGAAGAUUCCCUUAUCCACAAAACACCUAUCGCAAAGAAAUCAAAAACUGUACGGAAGAAACAAGAAAAUGUGGUUUUUCAAUUUUUAGAUGAUGAUUCGAAACAGAAAUUUCAGACUGAAAGUUGGAGUUCCUUUGGACUCACUACACCGGCACAACCCUCUGCUUCAAGGGUCAGUGACAUGCAGAAAUCAGAACCUAAGGGUAGAAAAGUUGCAUGCAGAUCCCAUUAUUCAUUUACAAGUUCAAAGGACUUUGCAUUCAUGACAGAUAUUAACUGCAACAAACCAUUACACCAGAUUAAAGAUUCAAAACUAUAUACUGUCUUAUUGGGAAAAUCAAGAGACAUCAAUUUUGAAAAGACUCAGAGAAUGAAAACAAAAUCACACAGUUCGAGAGAAGAAAGAAAACAUGAUAGUCUAACUUUGGACAAAGGCUGUAUGACUGAUGAGAAGGAUCUGCAAGUCCCGGCUGAUGUCGAGUUCCUUGUGAAAGCAUUCCCUGGUGCUGAGGAGAAUCAUCUGCGUGAUGCCCUGGAUAUAUGUCAGGGCAAUGUUGAGUGGACAGUAAAUCUGCUCCUGGACUGGGGAGAAUCAGUGCCAUUUUCAUCAGUUGACAAAGAGGAAAUCUCCACUCAAAUGAAGCAGAAGACCCCUGACAAGACCAUAAAGCUUGCUAAACAGGCACUUGGCACAAAAAGUCCCCUGUCACUUUUUGAUUUGUGUCAGAAGGCCAUUGAGGCAAACAGUUUGGCCAGCAACGAUGAGCUGCAAGACAAAGUCAUUAAGACAGGGUACCAGCGCCUUCAGAGGAUGGAGAGUCACAGCAUGAUGCGUGUGAGGAGCUUCAGUCAGAGUGAGUCAAGCUUGGCAAAUGACAGUCUGCUGAGUGAUAUUAUACAGGAUAGCAGCUCUGUGUUAUCUGAUGUCUACAUCAGCCCAGAUAAGCUCAGGAGUCCCACGGAGAGACAACUCCCAUCUCCAGUUCAGGACAUUGGUGCCAGUACCGAGGGGGACUGGGGAGUUGAGGAGGACUGGUCGGAGGAAGACAGGUGUGUGCUGGAGGGUGAUGCCCAUGUGACACUCCCAGUGCCAGAGGAGCUGGUUAGAGAUUUGGAGGAGCUGUUUGGGCCUGUGCAGUCAAGCCUAACUGGGUGCGAGUCGUUUGAGGUAACCCUGGACAUGAGGACAGCCAAGCGUUUGUUUGAAAACCUGCAGAGGAGGCCAGCAUCCCGAGGAGCCCAUAUCAGACAGCAAAGUGAAGAAUUUAGAAAACAAGAUGAGUUGAGGAGGCAGAGUGAAGAGAAGUCACGAGAGAAACAGCUUCGUGAGGAUGAAGCCCUCGCCCGGAAACUACAACAGGAAGAAAACCAUGGCCCACACCAGGGGAAGGAGACUCCCAGUUCUAUUCUAAGAAACGUGAAGUCAGCACAAUUAUUUGAGCCCCCGGGCUUCCGGCAGCAGGGGAGUGGCACUCACGUAAUCAGCAGGAGGCGGACGGCACCCACGUACAACCUGAUGGACAUCAUGAAAGAGGAGGAAGCCAACCAGCAGAGGAGGGAAGAGCAGCUGAGGGUGCUGGAUGCCACGGGAGAUAGGAUGGCCAUCUCCACCAAGCUGAAGAGACAAAAACUGUAUAACCAAUUCCCAGGAGUCGAUGAGAACUUCCUGGAGGAAAUAUUUGAAGCAAAUGGGUUCAGCCUGGAGGAGACCGUGGAUGUCCUACGUGAGGCGGUGGGCAGGACGCGGUCACCACGGCAGGCGGGAACAUUUGCCCAACACAACAUGGGAGAUGAUGACCUCAAAGAAAAUGCCAAAAAGAAGAGUCUCCAAGAUCUGGUUGACCAGUCGUGGCAGCAGCAGCAGCACCCAGCAGGGACGUCGGAGUACCAGGAUGGGGCAGGAGGCAUGGACUACGACAACAUCCGUGGGGAGGCCAACAUACACCAUAAGAUGAGGAAUGAGUGCUUUCAGAAAGCUCAGGAGGCCUUCCGACGCGGUAUGAAGGAAGUGGCCUCAUUCUAUUCACAGCAGGGACAUCUGCACACAUGCAAACUGAAGGAAGCCAACAUGAGGGCCUCACAGAAAAUCAUGGAACACAGGACAUCCUUGAUGCAGCAGGGGACCCUGGACCUACACGGCUUCCACGUGGAUGAGGCUGUCGCUAUACUCAAGUCGGUCAUUGAGGACAGAGAGAUAGACCUGCAAGCACGACCUUACCGGAGGAAACAGUCCUUGUUUGUCAUCACUGGAAGAGGCAGGCACAGUCGUGGGGGCGUGGCAAAACUCAGGCCAGCGAUCAUCAGCCAUCUCAACAAUAUGAACUAUAGAUACAUGGAGCAGCAGCCAGGGCUCUUCAAGAUAUUCCUGCAGUAUCGGGCAUAACAGUGCCAGUUUUCUACUUAUCCUGUGAUAUGUACCUGCUCUCCUGACAAGUCUAAUAUUUACAAGUCUAUAUGUAUAGAAAUUAUGUAUACUAUUACACUAACAACCUUCUACACAAAUCAUUUUCAUCUUGGACAUAGUGUUGAUGUCUUGUAGAUAUGUAAAAUAUGUAAAUACUUCACCCACGCUACAUUCCCAUCUUGUCAUACACUUGUGCCUUACACUGGGAUUUGGGAAGGCUAUUUAGGAGAUAAUCAUACUGUUUUCAAUGCAGCUUUGUUACCUUUAGAUUUGACCACUCUAAAUUAAAUUUGCGAACCAAACAGAGACAACAGCUUUUAAACAAAAUUAAGCGCUUUUCUACAUACGACCGACAUAUCUUUGGCAUCCCAAUGAGCGAGCGAUAUGACAUCAUAGUGACGUGCAGUAUAGAACGAAACCUUUGUUAGGCUUGCUUAAUUUUCUUUAGGGGUGCCCACCGCAUGUUACCUUACGGAGCUGCUGUCUACAUGCUCUCAAUGUCAUAUGUUCGAGUGAACGGUAUUAUUUAAAUAUACGUACCGACAAGGACUGAGAAAGAAGUACUGUUCUAUAAAUAUUAGUCUCUGCAGUGCCAGCUAUGUUAUGCUGACCCACUUUACAACGUGCCUUGCCGAUAAGCCAGGAACAAAGAACAAUGUGGCUGGUCCACCUGCUGGCUGGGGACAUGGUACAGGCAGACUUCAUUCAUCAAGCUGUACAAGGGAGGUUAGAUACAAGAUGUAUUAAAAGAGCUGUGAACAACAAACAUUUCGUCUGUAGAGAAUGUGGACAUUCUGUGAACUGUUUGACAGUGAAAAUACCUCAGAGUUUGCAACUGUUUCACCCUUAAGACAUCUAAACUGUUAAUAAAACAACAGUAAAACUCUUAUCAGUAUUUAUCAGAUGAUGGUACUUUUUUUGCUGUUCAUACACUAUUGAUGCCAAGAAUACUAUUUUGUUGUGAAACUUUGCAUCCAGAAUGACUGAAAUGAAUAAUAUGCUUUUGGGGUCUUAUCAACAGGGUUUAUUAGCAUGAUAGUCAACAUGAUUUUUUCAAGUAAACAUACUAUCUUUUAAAAUAAUUUUUAUUUUUGUACAUGUUUUUAGAUGUAAUGUCAUAUACACCUAUUUCUGUCCAAUUGAAGGACUAGUUUGGAGUGUUAUGGAGUACUGGCUGGCCAGUCAGUCAGAUCUUACAAGUGUCUGGAGAUGCUGGUCGCCACUGACUGUAUGGACUAGUAUUUUGUACUCUUAUAGAUAAAGCUCUCUAUAUUCCCUAUCUAUUUUAAUUUUCUUAUUGUUGCUGAAUUGUUAUUACAUUGAAGUGCUUUAAAAUUCCAUAAAGAUGUGUUUACAA